UCCGCGGCCCCUCCUUCCGCGCGCUUCUUCCGGGUGGGCUGGAGAAGGGGCCAAGGCCAUGGCUCUCUGGGCGCUGCUCAGCCCUGGGGUGCUGGUGCGGACUGGGCACACCGUGCUGACCUGGGGAAUCACGCUGGUGCUCUUCCUGCACGACACCGAGCUACGCCAAUGGGAAGAGCAAGGGGAGCUGUUCCUGCCCCUCACCUUCCUGCUCCUGGUCCUGGGCUCCCUGCUGCUUUAUCUGGCUGUGUCACUCAUGGACCCGGGCUAUGUGACUGCUCAGCCCCAAUCUCAGGAGGAGCCCAAGGAGGAACAGACAGCUAUGGUACCUCAGGCUAUCCCACUCCGGCGUUGCAGAUACUGCCUGGUGCUGGUGGGUGAUGUACACAUACUCUUGUGGAAGGAACCGGGACCAAGUUCAGAAUCCUUGCCCUGGCGCCCUAGCACCUUGGCCUUGCCUCUCCUCCAGGAAGGCCUCCCAAAUUUAGGACCUGACUGUGGCCUUCAGUCCUCUCAGAAUGCCCUGGGGGAGCCAGCACUGAGCCUAGACUCCCCUCUGUGCCCACAGCAGCCCCUGCGAGCCCGACACUGUCGUGACUGCCGCCGAUGUGUUCGCCGCUAUGACCACCACUGUCCCUGGAUGGAGAACUGUGUGGGUGAACGCAACCACCCACUCUUCGUGGCCUAUCUGGCACUGCAGCUGGUGGUUCUCCUGUGGGGCCUGUAUCUAGCAUGGUCCGGCCUCCGGUUCUUCCAGCCCUGGGGGCUGUGGCUACGGUCUACCGGGCUCCUGUUUGCCACCUUCCUGCUGCUUUCCUUCUUCUCAUUGGUGGUCAGCCUGCUCCUGGCCUCACACCUCUACCUGGUGGCCAGCAACACUACUACCUGGGAGUUCAUAUCCUCACACCGAAUUGCCUACCUCCGCCAGCGCACCAGCAACCCCUUUGACCGGGGUCUGACUCGAAACCUGGCCCACUUCUUCUGUGGGUGGCCCUCUGGACCCUGGGAGACUCUCUGGGCUGAAGAAGAGGAGGAAGGCAGUAGCCAGGCUGUCUAGGGUUGCUGAAGAGAAGGUGCCAUUGUGCCUAAAAUCCGGAGGCUAUGCCCCCAGAGACCAGCCCAGUUAGUCUGAGCUCUUUACUCCCCAGAGCUCUCAGCCCUCAGCAGAGCAGCAGACAGAACCCCCCCAAACAAGGAAAGGAUGUAAGUAGGGGAAAGGGGGGGGGGCUUGACACAAAGAGAACCCAGACUCCAUCAUGACCCCUGGCCUGGCUACCUCGAAUGUAUAGUUUUAUUAAUUUAAUACUCUAUAAAGGCAAGUAUUAAAAAAACAAA
Cricetulus griseus (Chinese hamster) is the source of this 1335-nucleotide messenger RNA. The record is from RefSeq and is a predicted model, not a curated record. Lineage: Eukaryota; Metazoa; Chordata; Mammalia; Rodentia; Cricetidae.